Messenger RNA from Hyaena hyaena (striped hyena), 5321 nucleotides. RefSeq names its product probable G-protein coupled receptor 158. The coding region runs from base 1 to 2376 and encodes 791 amino acids. The transcript has 7 exons. The record is from RefSeq and is a predicted model, not a curated record. Gene Ontology annotation, molecular function: G protein-coupled receptor activity. NCBI's taxonomy places the organism in Eukaryota, Metazoa, Chordata, Mammalia, Carnivora, Hyaenidae. Gene Ontology annotation, biological process: G protein-coupled receptor signaling pathway. Gene Ontology annotation, cellular component: membrane.
AUGGCAGCUUCUUCUCAUGAGGCCUGUCAGGUAAAGACCUUGUUAUCAUCCAUGAUUGGCCUGAAAAAUGAUGUAGAAGCUUUUGACGAGGAGCUGGAGUUUUUGACUCAAGACUCAAAUCUCAAAACUAAUGGGUUUUCCCACUCUGAAAAAACUCAUGUUGUUAUUUUGUACUUUGAGCCAAGCACAUUUCGCUGUAUUCUCCUAAGAUGGGUCCGUCUUCUCGGUUUUGCUACUGUUUAUGGAACUGUCACUCUCAAGCUUCACAGGGUUUUGAAAGUGUUUCUUUCACGAACAGCCCAACGGAUUCCAUAUAUGACUGGUGGACGGGUCAUGAGGAUGCUCGCAGUAAUGCUCCUGGUAGUAUUUUGGUUUCUUGUUGGCUGGACUUCGUCUGUUUGCCAGAAUUUGGAGAGGCAGAUUUCACUUAUUGGCCAAGGGCAAACAUCUGAUCACCUCAUCUUCAAUAUGUGCCUCAUUGAGCGCUGGGAUUACAUGACAGCAGUUGCUGAAUUUUUAUUCCUCUUGUGGGGUGUUUAUCUCUGCUAUGCAGUGCGGACAGUGCCAUCAGCAUUUCAUGAGCCACGCUAUAUGGCUGUCGCAGUUCACAAUGAGCUCAUUAUCUCUGCUAUAUUCCAUACAAUUAGAUUCGUUCUUGCCUCAAGACUUCAGUCUGAUUGGAUGCUAAUGCUGUAUUUUGCACAUACUCAUUUGACUGUGACAGUCACCAUUGGGUUGCUUCUGAUUCCAAAGUUUUCACAUUCAAGCAAUAACCCACGAGAUGACAUUGCUACAGAAGCAUAUGAAGAUGAGCUAGAUAUGGGCCGGUCUGGAUCCUACCUGAACAGCAGUAUCAAUUCAGCAUGGAGCGAGCACAGCUUAGACCCAGAAGACAUUCGGGAUGAGCUGAAGAAACUCUAUGCCCAGUUGGAAAUAUAUAAACGGAAGAAGAUGAUUACAAAUAACCCCCACCUCCAGAAAAAACGGUGCUCCAAGAAGGGCUUGGGCCGUUCGAUCAUGAGGCGUAUCACCGAGAUCCCAGAGACGGUCAGCAGGCAGUGCUCCAAAGAGGACAAGGAAGUCACAGACCAUGGCACAGCCAAAAGCACUGCCCAGGUCAGGAAGAACCCACAAGAGUCUUCAGGUAACACUGGGAAGCCCAAGGAAGAAUCCCUGAAAAACCGAGUCUUCUCACUGAAGAAGUCCCACAGCACUUAUGAUCACGUGAGGGAGCACACGGAAGAGUCCAACAGCUUACCAGGGGAAAGCCAAGAAGAGGAGGCUACAGAGCAUUCCACACUGGAGUCUCUGUCAAGUAAAAAAAUAACACAAAAACUGAAAGAAAACAGUGAGGCUGAGUCCACAGAGUCGGUGCCUUUGGUGUGUAAGUCAGCAAGCGCUCACAAUCUCAGCUCAGAGAAGAAGCAGGGACACCCACGAACAUCCAUGUUGCAAAAGUCUCUCAGUGUCAUAGCAAGUGCCAAGGAGAAGACUCUUGGAUUAGCUGGAAAAUCCCAAACAGCAGGCAUGGAAGAACGUGCUAAAUCCCAGAAACCUCUGCCAAAAGAUAAAGAAACAAACAGAAAAUACUCCAAUUCAGAUAAUGCAGAGACUAAAGAGUCUGCCCCCCAAAACUCCAAUCAUUUGGAGGAGCCAAGAAAACCUCCGAAAUCUGGGAUUAUGAAGCAACAAAGGAUUAAUCCGGCCACUGCCAAUUCUGAGAUGAGCCCAGGCACCACCCAGAUGAAGAACAACUUUGACAUAGGGGAAGUGUGCCCUUGGGAGAUUUACGACCUGGCCCCUGGUCCCGUGCCUUCAGAAUCAAAAGUUCAGAAACACGUAUCUAUUGCAGCUUCUGAAAUGGAGAAGAACCCAACUUUCUCCUUAAAGGAGAAAUCUCAUCAGAAGCCUAAGGCAGCUGAACUAUGUCAGCAAACCAAUCAGAAGAGCAUAGACAAGGCUGAGGUAUGCCCUUGGGAGAGCCAAGGUCAGCCUGUUUUGGAAGAUGAGAAGCAUUUUAUUUCCAAGACUCAGGGUCCCCCAGGGAGAGCUAAAGAUGAGAACGGCGGUCAGUGUCACGCGACAAAUGUGUGUGCUGGGCAAUACGAAGAACUGCUCCCCAAAGCCGUAGCAUCAAAAGUAGAGAAUGAAAAUCUCAAUCAAAUGGGAAACCAGGAACAAAAGACAUCUUCCCCUGAAGAAUAUGUGCCUGGCUUCUAUAACUCAAGUAAUAACUUUCAGCAACCCUUAACAUCGCGAGCUGAGGUGUGUCCUUGGGAGUUUGAGACCCCAGAUGGACCAAAUGCUGAAAGAAGUGCUUUACCUGCUGCCUCUUCCACUUUAAGUGCAAAUAAGAUAGCAGGGCCUCGGAAAUAAGAGGUCUGGGAUUUUUAGGGUGUAGCAUCCCCGGAAAGAAAAGGAAAAAGAAGAAACCCUGAAUUCCACAGAAGAUAGAAAUUCCCAAAGAAUAUUUGUCAGUCCAGGGAAAUGGGAAAGACAAGGGCGGAAGAAGAGCUGGAGGGCAGAGCAGCAUCACAAGGGAGGAAUUAGACUGGCCGAUAGAAGUCUUUCCCCUGAGGACAUGAGAGAAUCCUUACAUUUCAGCAAGCAGGGGGAGUGGCCCUCACUGUCUGCCCCUGAUCAGUAUUUACCCAUGGCUCUUUGAAGAUCCUAAACAAGGCAAGCCAGAAGACACAGAAGAAGCAUGAGAUUGUGCAAAGAAGAAGAAGGUAUAGACGUAUAUGACCGAAAUUCUAAGUAGCUAACUGAACUCACUUUACGUAUUUAACCUUGAUAGCACUGCUAACUUAAUGCAUCCCCCAAAAUACCUUUUAUAUUAAUGAUUGCUCUCAUUUUCUUAUAAAUGUAUGUUUCAGUACAUUGUUGUGUCUCAUAUUCAAGCAUUCCAAAUUGUAUAACUUUUGCAAAUAACUUUGAUAUUGUGUGACACAACACAUUUAUGCAAUCUGCAGCUACUCAGUUGUUCUCGCAAGUUACAGAAUACCUGCUAUCUAUCAACUUUAGUUGAUUCUUGAAGUACAGUGAGCUUUCUCUGGCUUGGGAAGCCGUAACUGUUAUGAUAAACCCUUUUCGUUCUGGCUGUGGUUUAUAUAUAUUGUGAAUUUGGAUUUGACUCUAUUGUUUCACCUCAUGGUUUGUUAUACUGUCUUAAUCAGGGUUUUUUAUACAAGUUGAGUUACUUGUUUUGCACUUCUCGUUAGGACUCCGAGAUCCAGAGGUCCUACUUUAGUCAUAUGUCUCAAUAAAGGACAACUUACCUAUUGUUUGUUCAGAGUCAGAGACAGGUAACGCCUUCAUUCCAAUCUAUCGUCCCUUUUAACUCUUUUCAGUAUUUCAUACUUAGCAGCAUUUCGUAAGGAAGAAGCUAAGAGUGAGAAACAUAUACUGCGCAUUAGUAUCACCACCGAAAGGGAAGACUCUAGGAAUGACAUGGGAAUUACAACAGUAAUUCUCUUCCCUGCAGAGCCAGGGAAUUUGCCUUUCAAAACACAGACAGAAAGGGAGCUACUGAUAGCACUUUCAAGGGAAUAUUUUUUUAAAGAGAAAAAUUAUGAUAGCAUCAAGAUCAUUGUAGGGAUAUAUUUUUAUUAUGCAUACUGAAUAUAUAUUUUAAAUUACCUCCAACUACUUAUUCUCAUAAACUCUUACUCAUUGCUUCAGCUAGAGUUAGCACUUGCUGGGCCUAAAUCCCAAAGAGGUUUAUAACCUGAUUUAUUCAAAGCCUGUAAGGUGGUUACAGGCUCUUCAUUCUCCCGAGCACUGGAAAACUUACAAGUCCUGCAAAUUGCCCUUGUGAGCCACCUCGCUCAAAAUUUAAAAUGCCAGGUUUAUAUGCAGAGCAAAACAGCUCCCAGAGCAAAAUUUGAAAAACUUACUGCCUUCCACGCUGACCACUUGACAUGGAAAUCCUAAGCUGCUGACUUAGCCCUACUGACGUGAUCAUGAGAAGAGAUUCCGAUCUGAAGCUCAGUCUCCUCAUAGAUAAAGAUGAAUUACUUAGAAAUAGAAUGCAGACUUCCCUUUCUCUCUAUGCUAAACGCUGGAGUAUCUACGGCUUAUUUGGCCAGGACAUUUCCAGCCUAAGUAACUUUUCAUAUCAUGAACAGUAAGGAGAACAUGCUAGGAGGAUGAAAGAUGAGAAAAGAGAAUCAGAAGGGAGAUACGGGGCUCUUCAGAGAGAAUAUCAUUCUCAGUGGAAGGUAGAAACUAGGACUUUUCCUUAUUCAUCACCAAAAUUUUUUCAACGAUUUUUAUUCAGGAGUCAAUGAGCACAUCACCAUUUUGCAAAGCUGUGCAUAAAUCCUCCUCACCCAUUUACUCACUUCGUGCAUUACUCAGGUUGGUGGGGUAGGUUUGAAGAGAUAUAGAGAUUCUAUUUUUCUGCAUUUCCUUCAUUUUUUCCUUCUUUUCUUCCUUUUCAGUCAAGGCCUAUGUAUUCGGUAACCUUGGAAUACAACUUUAAAGUAUAUUUGUGAACUUGGAUAGGAAUUCCCAGGUCCACCUGCUUGUUUCGUUUAUGUUCAAGGUCUGUGAGCACUUUAUUCACAUUUUGAGACAUAAGCAGUCAAGCAUCAGUGACUUUUUAUUGCACUUCAGGAUGAUCCUGCUAGAGAUGUGGCUUAAAGAAGACUUGCCAAAUUAUACCUUAGUGACAGUCUACAGUCCAUAGAUUUUUCUCCACCAGCAUAAAUCAGUGAGAGUGCCUAGGGUCUUUCCUAGAGUUUCAUUGCCAUUGCUUAUCACCAAGAGAAGUUUAAAUCUAUAAUUCCUGAGGUUAUUUUCCUAAAUCGAUAACAGUAAGAAAGUGAAUAAACACUGUUAAGGUCACAAACAUUUGCUAGGUUGUCCUUCUCAAUGCAUGUGCAGGCUGCAUCCUGUCCUUGUUUUUAAGCCAGGGUUUAUAAAUAAGUAGAUUUAUACCAAUCUUAAUAGAACUGUAUAUUUUAUGCAAGAAUUAAAUGCUUUACGACAUGAAUUAUAUAACUCAGCCCAUUGUAAACUUUGGUGGCAACUUGGAUUUGAAACUCGACAGUUCUCUUGUAUUUGCUUCCUAGGUUUCUGCAUGCAAGUGGUGACAGGUAGGACUGGAAAACACUGCCUUUUGAUGUCUAGCAUUUAGCAACCGAGAGUCGUAGAGUCAAUAAAGCUGUAAGUCUCUUCACUUAAUCUGUGGUUCUUCUGAAACUAUUAUCUGAAACCUACAGCAUCCCACCAUGAAAUAUUUGGUAAAUUUAUGUCGUGAUGUGUUACAGCAUGUAAAUAAUUAUAACUUCUCUGCAAUAAAACAUAUUUAUAUGAAA